This is a messenger RNA of Toxotes jaculatrix (banded archerfish), 2215 nucleotides long. It is a transcript of the gene tmed2, whose product is annotated as transmembrane p24 trafficking protein 2. The coding region runs from base 170 to 793 and encodes 207 amino acids. The transcript has 5 exons. Gene Ontology annotation, biological process: intracellular protein transport; endoplasmic reticulum to Golgi vesicle-mediated transport; Golgi organization. Gene Ontology annotation, cellular component: endoplasmic reticulum-Golgi intermediate compartment; Golgi apparatus; COPII-coated ER to Golgi transport vesicle. Lineage: Eukaryota; Metazoa; Chordata; Actinopteri; Toxotidae. The record is from RefSeq and is a predicted model, not a curated record.
ACGUGGCAGUCAGAGAGCGGUGCACUGCUGCUGAGGCUGGAGCGGCUCUUCUCCCGCAACAAUUCACUCAUACAACCCGACAUCCUGCUCUUCUGCAGGAUAUACUGUGGCAGGGACACCUUUUAUACUAUCAGACUAGCUGUGACGGUCGGUUUAAAACGUUUGAAACAUGUUUACCUUGUCGGAGCUGGUUGUCUUGCUGGCCGUCCUUUCUGCCACUGCGUCCGGCUACUUCGUUAGCAUAGACGCCCACGCCGAGGAGUGCUUCUACGAGCGGGUCAACUCCGGCACCAAAAUGGGCCUCAUGUUUGAGGUUGCCGAAGGAGGCUUCCUGGACAUCGAUGUUGAGAUAACAGGGCCUGAUGGCAAGCAGAUUUACAAAGGCGACAGAGAGUCCAGUGGCAAGUACUCGGUGGCAGCACACAUGGACGGGACCUACAAGUUCUGCUUCAGCAACAAGAUGUCAACCAUGACACCCAAGAUCGUCAUGUUCACCAUUGAUAUUGGAGAGGCACCCAAAGGCCAAGACAUGGAGACAGAAGGUGGUGACAGCUGGGAUGCCCACCAAAACAAGCUGGAGGAGAUGAUCAACGAGCUGGCAGUUGCUAUGACAGCCGUAAAGCAUGAGCAGGAGUACAUGGAGGUGCGAGAGAGGAUACACAGAGCAAUCAACGACAACACAAACAGCAGAGUGGUGCUGUGGUCGUUCUUCGAAGCUCUGGUUCUGGUGGCGAUGACGCUUGGACAGAUUUACUACCUGAAGAGAUUUUUCGAAGUACGGCGAGUGGUGUAGUGCGAUUAAAUGAUCCCUCUGUGUCCUCCACUGUUUUCUCCAACGCCAAGACAGUUAUUUACACUCUGGAAAUGAGACUGGCAGUUUGAGUAAAGACCAGAUAUGAUUGGAUCCCAGAUGUUUUGUUGUCCUGUUACCUGUUUGGCUCCUUCUUUAUAAAUGUAAUAAUUGUAUGUUUGGAACAAAUGGCAGAAAGGUUCUGGGAUAGAUGUGAAUUUCCAUUAGGGUUUUUUCUUUUUUUUUUUCUUCUUUGUUUAAGAUUUUUUUUUUGUCCAAUAUUGUUUGAUACUCACGCUUAAGUACCAAUCACUCACCAGUACAGUUUAGCCCGUAUGAAUGAGUGUGUGAGGCUCAUACAUUUAAGUAAAGGCAGUCAUAAGAAAAAGACUUAGAAAUGCACAUCAUGGAUCUGCAUGUGUGGAGUCACCACAGGAGAAUGUAAGAUUUGAGUGUGACAUUUUCAAAAGAAAAAAAUGGCAAAAAUGAAAACAGAUUCCAUUCGCUUAUCGUCUGAGAUGCAGGGGGCUUAGUUUCCAAAGUCUAAGCCAAGACAGACAAUGUAUUAAUGCUCUCAAACAACAAAUGCACUCCCGACGACUACGUCUAAAUAAUCUGAAGGACUUACACUGCAGCUGGUCUUUAAGGGAAACUGUCCAGCUUCUUGCUCUGUCUGUUGAUUCAUAGCGAUCCAUGCCACAGGGGGCUUCAGUGGACAUCUUUCACAGGGAAACGACUUGACUCCCUACGUAGUUCAGAAAAUGGCAACAGCCUAGUGGGUUUUUGGCUUGAGAGUUCACAAGUUGAUUUCAUUUUCAGACAUUUAAACUUCAAAUCUUUUACUAAGCGGCCAGAGCUGAGACAGGGUUGGAUUUUAACUGAACUACUUGGGGUGCAACUCCAAAGCAAAGUGUAGAGGAAUACUGAAAUACAUGUUACAUGUUGAUUGAGGCUGGCUGGGUGGGUGGGGGGAGGGGGUCUGACACCUAAUGACUGCUUUGUGCUUUAGUUGCUUCCACUAUAGUUGGUUUGUUGGGGUUUGGGAUUUUAAAUUAUACGAUUGUAUACAAUUUUGAAUUGUUUGUUUUUCUGGAGCAUAUCCAGUGACGUGCGAUUGUUUGGAUGAUGCAUUUCGAAUGAUUUACCCGUUUUCUGUUCCUGUACAAGGUAAAAACAUCAGUGCAGGGCAGUAGCUUCACAUCUAGCACACAGCUACAGCAUCAAAGCGUUGCAUGUCACUGAAUAUGCUCUGGUUUUGUAUUAAAAACAAUCUUUGGUGAGCUCAGGCAGGAAAACUGCUCUGUACACAGUCUCUCCUUUUUGUGAUUUCAACAAACUCUGAUAAAUGGAUCUGUACAAAUGUAGAAUGGUUGUCUGUGGAAAAUGUCCCAGGUUUCAUAAUAAAGCCAAUAUUCUGUACAAUUA